Mytilus trossulus (common blue mussel) is the source of this 3065-nucleotide messenger RNA. Its product is annotated as chitin synthase chs-2-like. Gene Ontology annotation, molecular function: chitin synthase activity. Lineage: Eukaryota; Metazoa; Mollusca; Bivalvia; Mytilida; Mytilidae. The record is from RefSeq and is a predicted model, not a curated record. The transcript is spliced from 6 exons. The coding region runs from base 5 to 2560 and encodes 851 amino acids. Gene Ontology annotation, cellular component: cell periphery; cell septum.
ACCUAUGGUUUGGUACCAGAAGUUUGAGUAUGCUAUCAGCCAUUGGCUACAGAAAGCGGCAGAGAAUGUUAUGGGGUGUGUCCUGUGCAGCCCCGGAUGUUUCAGUUUGUUUAGAGGCUAUGCUUUAAUGGACGAUAACGUGAUGAAACGAUAUACAACGCCACCUACCGAAGCUAGUCACUACGUACAAUAUGACCAAGGUGAGGAUCGUUGGCUGUGUACCCUUUUGCUACAACAAGGAUACAAAGUAGAGUAUGUCGCUGCCUCUGAUGCCCUGACCUAUGCCCCAGAAGGAUUUAAUGAAUUUUACAAUCAGCGUCGACGAUGGUCGCCAUCAACAAUGGCAAACAUCAUGGACCUUUUAAUGGAUUGGAAAAACGUCACGGCCAAAAACGAGGACAUUUCAAAACUAUACAUCGCUUACCAAAUGUUUAUGAUGGUGUCCUCAAUAUUGACCCCUGGCACGAUAUUGUUAAUGAUUCUCGGAUCGUUGUAUACAGCAUUUCCGGCGAUUGAACCAUGGACAGCGUUUGUUGUCAAUCUAAUUCCGGUUGUGAUAAUGGUGGUCCUUUGUUUUGUUGCUAAAACAGACGUUCAGUUGAGCUAUGCGGCCAUUUUGUCGACCUUGUACUCGUUGUUGAUGAUGAUAGUUAUAGUUGGGUUGUUGAAGGAGGCAGUCGGAGCAGCAUUUUGUUCCGUGACAACAUUCUUCCUGGUUUUUGUAGCUGGUGUGUUUGUCUUAUCAGCCAUGCUUCAUCCACAGGAAUUCUGGUGCAUUAUCCAUGGCUUAUUGUACUUUCUUGCAAUCCCAUCAAUGUCUAUGUUGUUGAUGAUCUACUCUCUCGGUAAUCUCCACGUGGUAUCUUGGGGAACACGUGAGACGAAGGCACCAACUCCACAACAAGGAGCUCAGCAAGAAAAACCUCGACAGAAUGCAGUACAGAACUGGUUGGAAAAAAUUGGAUUAUCGGACAGCAGCCAGGCGUCAUCUGAAUAUCAGUUUUCAUUCGGAAACUUAUUUAGGUGCAUGUGUUGUCCAAGAUCUGAUGUUCAGAACGAGGAUGCCAGGUUGCGAGCUAUAUUGGAGCGAUUGGAAGACAUGGAUAACAAAAUGACUGAAGUGACGUCAUUUUCACAACGAGGUAGCAUUUCCGGGUCAUCAAAACCUGACAAGAAAGAAGAAGAAAUGACACCAUUUUCAAAACAGGAUGUCCUAAUGGACAGUGGCGAAAGACUGAACCCAAUUUAUAAAGAAGAAAAACAAAAGAAAAGAGACGAACUUAAAGACCCUUACUGGGUUCACGAUGUACAGUUACGGAAAGGAGCGAUUGACGUUCUGGAUAAAGGGGAGGUCGACUUUUGGCAAACUUUUAUCAAGAGAUACCUGUUCCCAAUUGAAAGUAAUAAGGAACACGAAAAGAAAGUAGCUAGCGAUCUGAUUGAGCUUCGAAACAAAGUUUGCCUAGCUUUUCUUCUUAUCAACGCACUAUUUGUUACAAUCGUAUACACACUUACGGAAGUGAACAAAUCGGACGGUUCUUUGUCAAUUCCGCUUCCAUGUGGUGGCGGCAAUGAUAAGUCUGAUACAAGUACAGGAAAUACAGGCCAAGGAAAGAUUGAACCUAUAUCCUUCGCGUUCACAGCUGUAUUUGGGCUUAUGCUGCUGAUACAAUUUGUUUGCAUGUUAUUCCAUCGAUAUUCCACUCUAUUACAUAUCAUUGCUAGCGCAGAGAUCAAACUCAAAAAGCAUAUAAGAAAUGCGAUUGGAAAUAAUCAAGAACAAGACGUACAAAACAUCGGUAUAGAAGAUGGACUAGAUCUCGUUCGUCAAAUGCAAUCUUCAAAUGAACCAGACAGUGAUACUGUGUCUGUGGAUUCGUUUGAUCUUCUCGGGGACGACACACCACGUGAUGAUGAUGACGAGUUACCAGGAGAACCGAAAGGGAAAGAUUUAUGGAACAAACUUCAGAAGAGGAGAAAACAAAUGAAUGCAAACACAUUAAGUAAAAAUUUCAUUAAAAAUUUCACAAAGCUACAACGCGUUGUUGAGUCGGAUGAGACGGCAAGUCUCUCGCCGUUAUCUGGGGAUAACUUCGGGUUUUCUGAAGAUCGGAUCGGAAAUGUCCAGAAACAGUUUGGAAAGAGAAGAUUCUCUCGAAAGUCUCUGCAUACUAUCGUAAAUAUAGUCCAGAAUGACAACAUAAAGGACGAAAUUAAAAAACGAGCAGAACAGCUUAACAAGAUUGAUGAAUUAAAGAAGAAGAGACGCCGGGAAAUUCUAAGAAAGGCAGUUCUGAUGGCUAGAUCUGAACAGAAAACAAGGUCAACAUUAGGGAGUGUUGUACAAGCGAAUAUAGCUCAGCGAAAAAUUGAUAAAAUCGAUAAAGAAAUGGAUGAGCAAAUGCAAAAUAUGGACCCUCCUCCGAUAGCAUCUAUAAGUGAGGAGGACGUAGAACCACAUGGCAAUGCUAGCACAAAGUCUUGGCCAAGCGAAAGUAAAUGUGCUUUAAAAAGUACAACGGACACUAAGGAUCUUAAUAACUCAGAUGUAUUAUUUUAAUAUUUUUGCACUUAUGGAAUCUGUACCACACUGGUAUCGAUCAUUAUGCGUCAUGUACAGAACUCUUUUGAUUACAACUAAGUCUUCAAUCGCGAUUAACUUUGGAUUUCAUCGCGUUUCAUCAACAAAACUAUAUGAUUAAAAUAUGUAGGUAGAUUGUUUAUUUAUAAUUUUAUAUUGUUAUUGACUAUUAAUUCGUUAUUACACGUGAUUGUAAAAUAUUAUAAUUGUAAAUAAAUGUUUCUGAAUGACAUAUUUAGGUACACGAUGAAAGUUUUCCAUUACAUCUUUAAAAAAAAUCAAAACGUAAUUUAAAUGUUGCCAUUCACAUGUUUUAUAGCACAUUAGUUUUACUAUUUCUCACACUAUUUUUUCUUAAAUGAAAAGGGGACCAUAAUUCGGUAUGUGGUAUGAGGUUUGCUCAUUGUUGAAGGCCGUAUUGUGACUUGUACAUGCAGUUGUUAUUUUCUACAUUAUUUGGUUUGAACUUUCUGGUUGAAAAUAC